GUAACGCUGUGGGUGACCUUGCCUGUUAUUAGAAACCCUGUUCCAUUUGGACUCUGGCCUCUAAGCAUGUCCUCAUCUCAGGUUUUACCUUAGCACCGUCUCACAGCCACUGACCCUUGAAGAGAAAGGGACAUGCUUAGUGGAUGUAUGAGACUUGAAGUGGUGAAAAUCCCAAGCCACGUUAUUGUGACAGAGAUUGAUGGAGUCAAUAUGAAUGUGUCACAGCGGUCGUAUCGCAAACCCAAUCAGAGUGAGAAUUCAGCAGAGACAUUCCCACCUCUAUGGGAAUUGAGAGUAACCAAAAACCUUUAACAGCACCGGAGCCGGGCGUUUUUGAAGUUGAGCUGUAACCUGAGGCCGUCACUUGAGCCGCUAUUACCUUUGUUUCGUAGCAGGUGGAGCUGGGAGGAGUUCUAAGGAGAAAUGCAGCUUAUUUAGUCUGUUCUGUAACUCAAACUAUCUUCGGCUGCCUCCAGUUUAUAUGGAGGAGAACAAAAGGUUGUGAUUCUUCAUCAGCAAUAUCCUCUUCCUCCAUUUACGGACCUCAAUGAAGGCAUGUCCCAUGUGCCGGCCUGGAGGGGACACUGGCGCUUCAAGCGCAGGCGUCCAGCCAUGGUGCCACCAACAGCCUGGAUAACCCACAUCACAGAUCGACUGUAUUUCGCUACUCUUAGAGGCAAACCCAAGAGCACAGCAAACACACAUUUCUUCUGCACAGAUGAUGAAUUUAUAUAUGAAAACUUUUAUGCAGAUUUCGGGCCCCUCAAUCUGGCAAUGCUGUACAGAUAUUGCUGCAAACUGAACAAAAAACUAAAGUCUUUCACUCUGUCCAGAAAGCGCAUAAUCCAUUACACCAGUUAUGACCAACGAAAGAGAGCCAAUGCAGCCGUCCUCAUUGGUGCUUAUGCAGUAAUCUACUUAAAAAGAACUCCAGAGGAAGUGUACCAGGCCCUGAUCUCUGGAACCAAUGUGUCAUACCUGCCCUUUAGAGAUGCUGCUUUUGGGAACUGCACAUACGAUCUAACCAUAUUAGACUGUUUACAAGGAAUCCGCAAGGCCUUGCAGCACGGGUUCUUUGACUUUGAGAAUUUUGAUGUUGAAGAAUAUGAACAUUAUGAGCGUGUGGAAAAUGGUGAUUUUAAUUGGAUUGUGCCAGGAAAACUGUUGGCCUUCAGUGGACCUCAUCCCAAGAGCAAAAUAGAGAAUGGUUAUCCUCUACAUGCUCCAGAAGCGUACUUUUCUUACUUCCGGCAGCACAAUGUGACGGAUGUUGUGCGACUGAACAAGAAAAUCUAUGAAGGGCGACGCUUCACAGAUGCCGGGUUUGAACAUCACGACUUGUUCUUCAUAGACGGCACCACGCCUAGUGAUCUCCUCACAAGACGCUUUCUGCACAUCUGUGAGAGCGCAAAGGGUGCCGUGGCUGUCCACUGUAAGGCUGGCCUUGGCAGGACGGGCACACUGAUAGGCUGCUACUUGAUGAAGCAUUAUCGCUUCACAGCACCUGAGGCCAUUGCCUGGACACGAAUCUGCAGGCCAGGCUCCAUUAUUGGACCACAGCAGCACUUUCUCGAACAGAAGCAGCAUAGUAUGUGGGUGCAAGGUGAUCUCCAUCGCUCAAAGCAAAAGCAGCAGCAGCUGAGGCAAAGCCGACAGCAGGAGAGAAACAUGUCCCAUCUCAUCUCCAGCGUGGACGACAUGUCCAUUAACAGCACCAAUCUGAAGCCAGCAAGUGUGGACGAGAAUGAGUUCAGAGAAGAGGACAUGAUUCCAACGCAAGGAGACAAACUACUAGCCUUAAAGGGCCAACGCCACCCUAGAUAUACCACCACAGUGCUUAGUGGGAUAAACCCAGCUCCAGGCACCAUUUCGCCUCCCAGCUCUUCCAAAGCUCCUCUCUUCCUCUCCUCCUCUACUGCACCACAGAGACUGACACGAAGCCCUUCCUCCUCCGCUGGCAAUUUAAAAAGCUUCAGUCCCCGUUUAGCCCAUUCCCUCAACAACCUCUAUAAUGACAACAACUUCAGCGAUGAUGACAACAGCACACCUCCUUCCUCCUUCGCACCCUCCCCAUCUCCUGCACUAACCCAGUGUCCCCCCGCACCUCCAUCCAGCUUCAGCUUUGGGUACACCACUGCAGACCCCCGACUUCCUCCCUCCCAUGUAAACUUCAAUCAAGAGGCCAAUGCUAACCUCAACAGCCUCACUGCAGCAAGCACUGUUAGCGCUAGUCGUACAGUCAGGCCUAUGAACAGAACUGGCUAUAGUCUGUUCUCCGGUGGUCGGCAAAGCCCCCGGAGAGGUCCGUUCCGUGCUGGACUAAGUGGGUUUCCAGGACGCUACCUCAGCAGAUCCAUUCCAUCCCUUCAGUCUGAAUAUGCUCAGUACUAAGACUGUGAUUAUACACUGAUGGCCACAGCUGACCUUCUAACCAUGGAUGAAUCAUUCUGUGGACGGAUCUCUCAUAAAAGCUGAUAAAAUGUUAAACACACACUGGGCUUAAAGUGUUCAUUAGUACAGUUAUACAGUGUUUCAGUUUAGACAAUAAUAUAUGUAAGUUUGAUGUAUUAUUCACAAAUGUAUUUAGUAAUUAUUUUUUUCUACAUCCAAAAUCAAAUAUAUCUGCUGGUAUUAGUUUGUGACUAACAUUACAGUAGCUCACAAUUUUGUAGAAAGUCAAUGAAAAAGCAGUGCGUCUGUGCAUGAGUGCGUGAAAGUAUGAAUGUGUGUUUGAAGAAAUAUAGAUGUGUAAUCACUGAUGUUACUGAUUCAGUUAUGUUUAGUAAUAUGAUUGUACAGAAAUCAUGAUUUUUAAAACAUUUUGUACAGGUAGGCUAACUAAUAACUGGAAAAUGCCUAAAUAACUGGAAUAUACUAUAGAUGCAUUAAACUACUGUCAUUA
Messenger RNA from Megalobrama amblycephala (Wuchang bream), 2902 nucleotides. RefSeq names its product cell division cycle 14Aa (gene cdc14aa). The transcript has 15 exons. Bases 556 to 2391 code for a protein of 611 amino acids. Gene Ontology annotation, molecular function: protein serine/threonine phosphatase activity; protein tyrosine/serine/threonine phosphatase activity. NCBI's taxonomy places the organism in Eukaryota, Metazoa, Chordata, Actinopteri, Cypriniformes, Xenocyprididae. Gene Ontology annotation, biological process: protein dephosphorylation; regulation of exit from mitosis; cilium assembly. The record is from RefSeq and is a predicted model, not a curated record. Gene Ontology annotation, cellular component: mitotic spindle; nucleolus; centrosome.